Molecule: messenger RNA, 4455 nt
Organism: Condylura cristata (star-nosed mole)
Lineage: Eukaryota; Metazoa; Chordata; Mammalia; Eulipotyphla; Talpidae
Product: maestro heat-like repeat-containing protein family member 1
Exons: 36
Coding region: 1-4455 (1484 amino acids)
Cellular component (GO): cytoplasm
Source: RefSeq, a predicted model, not a curated record
AUGGUGCGAGAAGGGGCAGCUACAUGCCCACUGAGAGAGCGGUUUGAGAUUCCAGGAUCUGGGGCAAAGCCAGAUGCAUUUCUGGAACAAGUGUCUGCAGAGAAUAUCCUACAAACCCUCAAGGUUCUGGAAGUCAAAAUCAUAAAUAACAAGUUGGCAACUCCACUGUGCCAGAAAGUGACAGAUAUCAUCAUCAAGUACCUGAGGACGGUGAAACCAGAACAAGACCUGGAGGAGAAAUGUACUGCAGUCCUGCUGGCGAUCGGGUCCCACUUUCCAAGAAUGAUCAUCGAGAAACUCUGGGACAGAGUCCAUCUGUACAACUUGCCUCCCAGAAGCCUCCUGGUUGCCAUUGGAAAACUCAGUGGCUGCCCGGGCGGUCGCCUCCCCUCCCUGGAGCAAGGAUUCUUCUCGCACUCUCCCCCAGGUACAGCCCACUGCAUCGGCACCACGUGGGAACAUGUCCUGCGCCUUCUGAGGCUGGCACAGGAAGAGGAAGACAUGUUGGCCAUAUGUCAGGUACUCAAUGGAUUGGUCCUCAGCGCUCGGAAGCACCUGGAUCUGGGCGCCAGUGCUGAUGAAGUGAUGGACAUCACACAGGAGGCGGUGUCCAUCAAGGCCUACCACACUCUCCGGGUGCUCUUCAAUCGUUGGCCCAUGAAGAGCAAGGGAAAGGUGGCAGAGCAGACCCUGGUCAUCAUUGGCCACCUCUUCUUCCUCAUUGCACCAUCCAAACUCAAGAACCAAGUGAACCAGUUAAUCCGCUGGUUGAUGACGAUGUCCAACAAUGUGACACCUUUCUACAUCUCCCAGCUGAACAUCAGAGUAAACAGCGCAGAUUCUUACUCUGUCCAGAACAGUCUCCUGGUCCUCAGGACCUUCAGUGUCCUAACCAAGUUGUACAAUGACCAGGUGGUAUUGUUAAUACGCAAGACCAUGGAGUCCAAGGACCCGGCCCUGGUGGAGUCGGCUCUCCACGUCUUCAUGGAUUUGUUCCUGGAAGUGCCCCAGUCGGAAAAGCUGAGGAAUGAGAUCAUGCACUCAACCAUCGUCAUGGUUCAAAAGGAUCUCAAACCAGUGAGGAAGGCCCUCCUGAGCUUCAUCGAGAUGCUGGGGCGGCACGACUACCUGUCCCUGCCCCAGAGCAACUCGAUCCUGGACUACAUCAUCAUCAAGCUCUGUGAAUCUGAGUACUCUGUACCCUUGCCCAGAUUGGUCACCAUAAUGUGUGAGCCCAGCAAUCUCUUCGCCUUCGUGCCCCUGAGUAAGACAGUCGUGGAAAUGGCUCAGAAGGCCCAGGCCCAGGGCCAGGCCCCCUACCUCAGCAACUUCCACCUCACGCCCACCCAGUUUGUAACCCCACAGAACCUCCUGACCUGUCUUGUGAUGCUUUCCCUAAAGCCCUACAAAGAAAAGGACAUUGGUGUAAGUGCCCUAAAGCUACUUCAUGCCCUGCAUCCUAUCACCUCGCUGCACCCCAUUAUCAACUCAGAUGUGGGCCAGCUGUGGAAGCAAGAGAUCCCUAAGAUGGUGGAGUUCCUGGAUGACCACAAUGAGAAGACCCUGAUUCAGGAGAAGUGGGAGAAGUGGCUGCUCAAGUUUUCAAGUAGAUCACUGGUGGCCAUGAAUGAUGACAAGUGGCUGAAGUACCUCAUCAGCGUCAUCUUGAAGAGGAUUAAUUAUUUCAGCGAGGCUCACGAGAAGACUUUCCUAUAUAAAUUCUUCGGCUUCUCCCUGUGGACCUCAACUGACAAGAAACUGGUGCAAAUCAUGCUCUCCUCCUUGCUCCAGACUACUCACGAGGACCUGGAGGAGCGGGAGGGCAUCGCUGUGGCGGUCAGUAUCGUGGCCACGAGACACAUGAAGGUGGUUCUGGACCAACUGCAAGUGUACUGUACAGUACUCACGGACCAGGACUCCUCGUACAUCCUCCAGAUGCCGAAGGAACAUCAGCAGAGGGAGUGGGGGCUGGUGUGCAGGACCCUCUACUUAUGCUACAGCAAGAUCAUCUCUGCGAGCAAGACAGUGAUCUACCACCACAUGGACGCCAUCCUGACCUUGAUCCCGCUGCACUACUACAACUGCAUCGUGGAGAAGGACAUGAAUCUGAAGCUGGACUACCUGGACGCCCUGACCGUGCUGACAAACAACCUGAGCAGCUACCCCAUGGCCUUCCAAUUCGAGUUUCCCCACAAGCCAGACAUUGUAGCCUUCAUGGUGGAGCUCAUCAAAGAGGAGCCGAUGACCGCCGUCUCCAGCUUCAUCAGGCAGAAGGCCAUGAACAUCAUCACUGACUUCGGGAUGCUCAGGCCCCUCAUUGAUGUGGAAGAAAAGUCAGACCUGCUUCGAAUAUGCUUCAAGAGUGUGCUCUGCCUGCCGCCUGUAGAGUCCUUGCAGAAGGAGGAGUCUGGCUCCCUGGAGUCCCAGUUCAAUGUGAAUAUGUUCAAGGAGACCCUGCAAGCGCUCCGAAAGAUGAUGGAGGCGCUGAUUAUCGAGAUGCCCACGCGGACCCAGCACUGCCUGGAGCUUCUGGACACGUGGAUGAAUUCCCAGAGGGACCACGAGCGGGAGCGGGCCAUGUGGUGCACAGCCUGUAUUCUUGGCUACAUUGCAAAACUGAAGGACUUUGAUAAGAAAAUUGAGUUCUCCCGACUGGGACGCCUGGUGCGGCUGCUGGCCAUGCGCUGCCAAGACCCCGUGGAAAACAUCUGCUUCCUGUCUGCCCAGGCUGUCUACAACCUCUACUGUAUCCUCUUGCGGCAAAAGCACUUGGGAAGGAAGAAGGAGGGCUUGUGGGAAGAAGAGGGCAAGAGUGGCAUCUACAGUGCCAACGUGUUCUUCAACAGCACCUUUGAGAUUGCCAAGGCAUUUGCAGAGUACUUCACCAAGGCCCAGGUCACCAAUCUGGUGCUGACGGCCCUAGAGGGCCUGACCGACAGCAGGGCCAAGGUGUCUCUGGCUGUGGCCCAGCUGAUGAGCGCGGUCCUGAAAGAGCGGGGCAAAGACGUGAUGAAGAUUGAGGAAGUCAUGGACGGCAUCCUCAGUAGGCUCAACUCGCAGCUGGAGCCCAGCACCAAGGAGGAGACCCUGCAGGCCAUGUGCUGGCUGGCCAGCAGCAACACCCUCACCGUGGUAUCCAUGCUGCUCAGCAAGCCCCUGCCGUGGAACAGAACCAACCUGAGCGUGUGGAAGGCGUUUGGCACCCUGCGGGAAAGCACCAUCAGCGUCCUGCUGCUGCUCAUCAGCAUCCUGGAGAAGCUGCACCCCAGGGAGGAAGCCUCGGAGCUGGACGUCCAGCCGGUGGCGGUGGCAUGCGCCUUGUGUGAGAUGCUCUCGGGGUCCCUGUGCCAGGAGGCGAUCCGGGAACUCUACCCCCGGCUGUUGCUGGCUGUGCUGUACCAUUUGCACUGGGUGAUUGAACAAGAUACUCCCCAGAAGAUGGUGGUGUACGCAAAGGAGGGGUACCUGGGCAGUAAGAACAAGGCCUACGACCCCACCAGCUGUGCUCUCGAGGUGGUGAGGCUGGUGAUACUGGCGGCAGCCUAUGAAGGAGUGGUGAACUAUGCAGAUAACCACAGCUGCUGGAGCCUCCUGUCCUCCCCCAUGUUUUAUUACAUGGGGAUCGUGGACCUGACCAGCCACCUGGUCUCCCUGUCCUUGCUGUCCCGUGUCCACCGCUCCCUUGCCACCUCCUCCCGGCCACUCUUGGCUUCCUGUGUCCCACCCAGCGGUAUUGUGAAAACCUGUGAGCCUGCCGUUCUGCACCGAAUCCUGAACCUUGUCAGGAACCUCCUGUACAGCCCAGACAACUACUGGAUGAUCCUGGCCAGAGCCUUCUAUGCGCAGCUCCUCUGGCACCGGUCAGUGGCUCAGACUCUGGGGCAAGACUUCUUGGGCAAUUUGAGCAGGUGGAUCAAGGAGCCCAACCUUAUUAUGAAAGAAAUCGGCCUCCGGGGAAUCAGCAACCUGGCCCUGCACCCACAGCAGUCAGAGGCUCUGAAAAGCCUGGUUCCGUUAUUGCGAAGCCUGCUGAGGAGUGAGGUGCGCGUGGCGGUGCAGGCCGUGAAGAGCCUGCGGAACAUCAUCUGCCACGGGAAGGGAGUGGACGUCAAGGUGGUCUUCUGCAGCAUUGCCAGGCAGCUGCGUCCGCUCAUUAAUGAUGAGAGGGACCAGGUGCGGAUCGUAGCCACCUCUUCCCUGGGCCACAUGCUGCGUCAGGUUAGCAAGUUUAAGUCUGGGUCCACCGUCCGAAGAGAGAUCUACACUUUUCUGGUCCCGCUGCUGCUCAGCAUCCAGGACACCAACACCGAGGUGGUUAAGGCCUGUGGUGGAGCCCUGACCGAAUGGACCAAGGUGAUCGUCUGGUCGUCGCUCACAGAGAUAUUCAGGCACACCACCCUCAGCGACCACAUCCACGUGUUGGAAGAAACGUGCAAGUACCUGUUGAAGCUUUGA